Messenger RNA from Penaeus monodon (black tiger shrimp), 912 nucleotides. RefSeq names its product piggyBac transposable element-derived protein 4-like. NCBI's taxonomy places the organism in Eukaryota, Metazoa, Arthropoda, Malacostraca, Decapoda, Penaeidae. The record is from RefSeq and is a predicted model, not a curated record.
CUUGCUUGGAUACUGAGUAGGAUGUCCAGAAGAGGAUUUGUUUGGACGUGAAGUGCCAGGUCCCAUAGGUCGAAGCACAGGAAUUUUCCCGCAUAUAUAGAGGUGCUUGCACAUCAUUCUUUACUUGCUCUCGCAAUGCCUCGACCUGCAAAGAUGUCCAGAAGCUCUUCCUGCUCUGAUGAUGACCCUCAGCCAUCAACUUCUUGGCGCCUCCUUCGAAGGUGCCUUGGCGACACCCUUUGUGCCGAUCGCUUUCUUCCCCCUCUUCCAGAUCAACCACGUUUUUCUACUAUUCCUCCAAGGAGAGUGGGGAUGAGUAGUUCCCCGGGAGGUCAGAAGAUCAGCAAGACUCAAUAUUCGACACUAGUUCAGAUAAGGAACUGGACUACGUCGAACAAUGGGACCUAUCAAUGGAUAAUGAGGAGCCACUAGGGAUAAUGUCCCAUUCUGCCAUGGGUUCAGAGGCAACCCAGGUGUAAAGGUGCCGCUGGAUGUUUCCAGUACGCCACUGGAGAUCUUAUCGUGUCUCUUCACAGAAGAUCUCCUUGAUCACAUCGUUGAGAAGACCAACUGGUAAGUUAUUACUUUUGUGUUAUUUCCAUUUUUAUCCAUACUGAAUAAAUAUCUUGCAUUGAGUAGCCAGAAUGUAUAACUUGUUAUUCUUUUCCACUCCCACAGGUAUGCAGUCGCCCCCCAUCCUGCCGCCUCCCCUCACAUGAGGAAGUGGAUGCCCAUGUCCAGGCAGGAGGUCAUGGCAUACCUUGGGUUCCGCAUGAUAAUGGGGUUGUGGAAACCCUCAAAUUAUUGCGACUUGCUGCAAUGGAUGGGGACAAGCCGUUGGUAGUAAAAGAUUACAACGUCGGCAUGAAAGCAGUUUACAUUGGUAAUCAGAUGGCCAGUUACUACCCAACA